Molecule: messenger RNA, 498 nt
Organism: Branchiostoma floridae (Florida lancelet)
Lineage: Eukaryota; Metazoa; Chordata; Leptocardii; Amphioxiformes; Branchiostomatidae
Product: C-type lectin BfL-2-like
Exons: 3
Coding region: 1-498 (165 amino acids)
Source: RefSeq, a predicted model, not a curated record
AUGCCUUUCUGCUACUGGAACUGGGACAUUUUGGAUACUUACCUUGUAUCUCCUGGGCCCUGUCCUGUGGGUUACACGCACAGCGAAUGGAGUCCAUGGCCUGGGAUCUGCUACAAGGCGUUCAACACACCCAAGACCUUCAGCGAAUCAGCCGAGACCUGUGUUAAAGAUGGCGGCACACUUGCCAUACCUCGAGACGCCAAUACCAACGACUUCCUGAUUAAGCUCAAGAACACCGUGGACCACACUUCAACCUACUGGUUCGGCCUGGACGAUCGUCACAUGGAAGGAAGCUUUGAGUGGGCUGAUGGAACCCGCCUUUACGGGCACCAAUUCGACUUCUGGGCUCCGGGAGAACCAAACGACUUCAACAACUUUGAAGACUGCGUGCACUACGAAGCCUCCCAAGAUCCAGAGUUCGCAAACAAGUGGGACGACGGCUCAUGCGACACUACAGCUGGCUUCAUAUGCGAAGUCAUCCCAGGAUCGGCAGAGUGA